Molecule: messenger RNA, 1718 nt
Organism: Porites lobata
Lineage: Eukaryota; Metazoa; Cnidaria; Anthozoa; Scleractinia; Poritidae
Source: the annotation of a GenBank genome assembly
AAAGUAAGCACAGCACCUCAAGCAAGCAAAGCACCUCAAGUAAGCAAAGCAUCUCAAGCAAGCUGAGCACCUCAAGCAAGCAAAGUGAAAGCACCUCAAGUAAGCAAAGCACCUCAAGCAGGCAAAGCACCUCAAGUAAGCAAAGCACCACAAGUAAGCAAAGCACCUCAAGUAAGCAAAGCACCUCAAGCAAGCAAAGCACCUCAAGUACGAAAAGCACCGCAAGUAAGCAAAGCACCUCAAGUACGCUAAAGCACCUCAAGUAAGCAAAGCACCUCAAGUACGCUAAAGCACCUCAAGUAAGCAAAGCACCUCAAGUAAGCAAAGCACCUCAAGUACGAAAAGCACCUCAAGUAAGCAAAGCACCUCAAGUAAGCAAAGCACCUCAAGUAAGCAAAGCACCUCAAGUAAGCAAAGCACCUCAAGUAAGCAAAGCACCUCAAGUACGCAAAGCACCUCAAGUAAGCAAAGCACCUCAAGUAAGCAAAGCACCACAAGUAAGCAAAGCACCUCAAGUAAGCAAAGCACCUCAAGCGGGCAAAGCACCUCAAGUACAAAGCACCUCAAGUACGCUAAAGCACCUCAAGUACGCUAAAGCACCUCAAGUACGCUAAAGCACCUCAAGUAAGCAAAGCACCUCAAGUACGCUAAAGCACCUCAAGUAAGCAAAGCACCUCAAGUAAGCAAAGCACCUCAAGUAAGCAAAGCACCUCAAGCGGGCAAAGCACCUCAAGUAAGCAAAGCACCUCAAGUAAGCAAAGCACCUCAAGCAGGCAAAGCACCUCAAGUAAGCAAAGCACCUCAAGUAAGCAAAGCACCUCAAGUAAGCUAAAGCACCUCAAGUAAGCAAAACCACCUCGUAAGCAAAGCAUCUCAAGUAAGCUAAAGCACCUCAAGCAGGCAAAGCACCUCACCUCAAGUAGCAAAGCACCUCAAGCAAAAAGCAUCUCAAAAAACCACCUCCAAGCAAUGCACUCAAGCAAGCAAAAGCACCUCAAGUAAGCAAAGCACCUCAAGCAGGCAAAACCACCUCGUAAGCAAAGCACCUCAAGCACCUCAAGCAAAGCACCUCAAAAGCACCUCAAAAAGCAAAACACCUCAAGCAAGGCAAAGCACCUCAAGUAAGCAAAGCACCUCAAGUAAGCAAAGCCUCAAAGCAAGCAAAGCACCUCAUCACAAGCAAACAAAGCACCUCAAAAAAGCUAAAGCACCUCAAGUAAGCAAAAGCACCUCAAGCAAAAAGCAAAGUGCAAAGCACCUCAAGUAAAGCAAAUAAAGCACCUCAAGUAAGUAAACAAAAGCACCUCACCUCAAGUAAACAAAGCAUCUCAUGCAAACAAAGGCACCUCAAGCACGCUCAAAAGCACCGCAAGCAAAGCACCUCAAGCAAGCAAAGGAAAGCACCUCAAAGUACCUCAAAAGCAAAGCAUCUCAAGCAAACAAAGCACCUCAAGCAAGCAAAGCACCCCAAGGGCAAAGCACCCUCAAAAGCAUCUAAGCAAAAGCAUCUCAAGUAAGCAAAGCACCUCAAGCACCUCUCAAGUAAAAAAACAAGCAAAGCACCUCAAGCGCUAAAGGCAAAAAAAGCACCUCAAGUAAGCAAAGCACCUCAAGCAAGCAAAGCAACUCAAGUAAGCAAAGCACCUCAAGUAAGCAAAGCACCUCAAGUAAGCAAAAGCACCUCAAGUAAGAGCAAUCAAAGCACCUCAAGUAAGUAA